Microsporum canis CBS 113480 is the source of this 510-nucleotide messenger RNA. RefSeq lists its product as uncharacterized. The record is from RefSeq and is a predicted model, not a curated record. Lineage: Eukaryota; Fungi; Ascomycota; Eurotiomycetes; Onygenales; Arthrodermataceae. Bases 1 to 510 code for a protein of 169 amino acids. The transcript has 4 exons.
AUGGCAAGCCAACCUAACAGCCAGCCGGAAGCCGUUCCCGAGUCGAGUAAGCGAGGAGGCACUUCUUCGGCAAAGUCACCUAUACUAGGCGAGGUGACGGAUGAGACGAAUGCCGAAAUCAUAGCCUUGACCCCGUGGCUACAAACCGCUACGGAAUUUAUGGUCAGGGACGAUGGCCUGAUGGUUUAUAGUAACCGUCAGAUCUUCGAGGAGAGAUUUCGCAGUCUGCUUGAGAAACUGGGACAUAAAGAUAUGGUUGCUAAACACUUCUUACGCACAAUCGCACGCCCAACUCGGAUCUAUGGUAGCCACCCCGACCGUGUAUCAAUCCUGUAUCCACUUCGUAUACCGAGCGGUUCUUCUCCUCGAGCGUACCCAGAGAGCAACCCUGACUCAAUAUCGCUGAAGCUAGAAAUUGGAAAGUUCGUGGAGUUUAGGGACCCGCUAUUUGUCAAUGGCUUGUUGGAUUUCCUGCUUAUCCGCAUUGACGGCCGACGCAAUUGGCAAUAA